GGACACCUUUUUGAACGGGAAUGCUUGAGUUACAUCUGCCAGUGGUUACAACAUAACUUCAGGACAAGAACUUUGCUACACCAAACCUGUUUGUAAGCGCAAGUAGACGCGUUGUACUAUCACGACGAUAGGCUUUGCUUAGGCAUCUACUUUAGGAUGGCUUCUUUUGAUGGCGGUAUCUUCAUUGACGAUCCCAAGGCGCUGGCUUUGGCCAUGGCUGGACUGCUGUCGGCGCUAGUGGUGUAUACUUUGGCAGUUAUUAAGCCUGCACUUCGUAGGUUCGCAUAACUGGAUUGCGGCAAGCGCAGCUCCCGGCUUAAGACGGCGUGGUUCGUUGGCUUCACGGUGGCUUCCCGCCGUGAAGGAGGGGCUGCCACGUACCUAUCUACCCCCUCCCGCCUGUCUCUCUUGCUUGUGUGUACGGCAGCUCGGUAGAGUGCUGCCCCCGCCCGCCCUGUGGAGCAGCACUGGCGGCGCACCUCGCAGCGCCAGCCUCACUGCGCGCAACAGGAGGCUGCGAGGGCGUGUGUAGGCAGGGGCCAAAGCAUAGGACCCAGGCGCUGUUGCGGGGGUGCUGCGGAGGUGGUACGAACACGUCGCAUUGGGGUUACUGCAGCAGGAGCAUGCGGUCUAAGGGUGGACGCCCGGGAGACAACUGAAUCCCCAAGUGGUGCCAGCAAACCCAUCGUCACGUGUUUCGAGAGGCUGAGAUGUGAGGUCGUGCCGCCCUGGAUGUUGGCGUCCUGGAUGAGCGCUUGGAAGGAGCGCGUGCAUGCGUGGGUCAAAAGGAAUGCAGAGUUGCAGGUGUGUCAAGGAGUGCCAACGUCUGCCGGGUUGAAGGGCAGGUGUAGUGGGGCUAGCAGCGCGGAUUUCUCCGAGUGUGGUCUUGUCGCGUGAAGCCCCAGAGAAAUACUUAUUACGGAAAAUAGCCGCUCUUGCCCUCCUCACGACAUGCAUGCUUUCAACUGGAAAGUACGCCCCCGUGCGCCCGUGGUGCUGUAGCGCCUGAUGCAACUGCGUUCGUUUGGAUGAGGCAGAGGGGAUGUAAGUAACCACUUAAGAGAGCCAAACUGACGGUCCAUCUUUUUGGCAGCACUUAGUAAAGUGGAUGCGCGCCCGGCCGAUAUGCCUUCACGGGGUCAAUGAAGGUGUAAUCUUUUCAACACUCGUGUCAAGGAAAGGAGGAAAGAAGAAAGAAGAAUAAAGAAGAAGAAGGAGGAAGUGUUCGUCGGUUGCACGUGACUGACGAGCUUCCAAGGUCGGGCGCCAUGUAUGGAAGGCCCACGGGUCAGCCGCAUGACGUCCUCACCUGAGACGAUGAGCAGCUUUUUUUGGUGUAGGCGCAUAGUAAGGUAUAUGUAAGACCUGUGGACAGGUUGUUAUAACGCGUCGUUUGUUGCCAGACAGCGUUCACGUACCUCUAGGGCUCAUAUACGUGUCGGGGUCGGAAGGCACAAGCCACGUUAUUAUUCCUUUAUCUUCCUAGUACGGGCAUGUCUAAUCAUAGCCGCGACGUUGUGCUAGACGUUUGCUCGCAUAGCGUGGGGGAACGGCGCUGGGAACUAUCGACAAGUUGCGCUGUGUUGUUGGACAACGUAUCUCGCCACAGCGCCGGCAUCACUUGUGGGUUGCAAAGAGAGUCACGGCGGGGCAGCAGCAGUACCUUGGGCAACGCUUAUACCGGACACAGCGUAACUGGCGAAGGUCUUGAUGGGCUGCAACGCCGUUCUAGUGGCAAGGAGCAGCGAACGUGCGCUCAGGAGCCUGCGGCCCGAGCUCCUAGCAGAGGCCCCAGUGCACAGCGGCAGAUGGUUCGUACCGCCCCAACUCAGCAACAGCCAGCUCAGACGGCUCGCAUCUGGCCGCAGCUGCCCCCCGAGCUAGCGGAGCGCGUCACUAGCUUCCUGCCGCCCAACGAGGUCGCUUGCAACGUGCGGCUGGUCAACAAGGCUACUGCCGCGCUAUUCCGCGGCCCUCCCUACUCCGCCGUGCGCCUGUCGCUGCCCGUGCCGCACCAUGCUUUCAAACGGCACUGGGGCCGCAACGGCGUCUUCCGCUGCAUGACACUGGCCCAGCGGCGACAGCUACUGUCCCUGACGGCGCGCAGCGGCAGCUUGGCUAACCUCAAGUAUGCAGUCAAGGUUGCCGGCUGCCUUCCAGACAGCCAGGUCAUAAACGCCGCUGCGGCUGCAGGCCAAGCGGCCUGCUGCCGAUGGAUACAGCGCCGCUACAUCUGCCUCUUUAAAGACGCGCUGGCAGCUGCAGCUGCUGCGGGGCAGCAGGCGAUGUGCGAGUGGGGCCUGGAAAACGCGUGGCCUUGGCGGUCGGGUGCAGUGUACGAGGCGCUGCGGGGGGGUCACCUAGAGCUGGCGGACUGGUUGCUCAGCAAGCGUAUCCGCAGGGAGAUGGACACGCAGCUGUUUCCCAGCAUCCGUACCGACGAGCCCAUAACCAAUGGCCUGCUGCUGGCAGCCGUGGCGGAGGGCUGCGACCUGCAGACCCUGCAGGAGCGCUACCACACGUGGCCCCUUGAGCAGGAGCAGGCAGCGGGGCAGGUGCAGCACCUCCCGCUGCUCAUGCUGCCGCAACAACAGCAGCAGAUGCUGCUGGAACGGAAUCCCAGGGCGAUCAUCCUGGCCGCCGCUGCAUGCAGCCCCACCCCCGACUGGCAGGCCAAGGUGCUGUGGCUAGAGGGGCUGGGCUACCCACAGACCCCCUUGAUGUGCCGGAGGGUCGCUGCCGCCUGCCUGGACGCGUUGCAGCGACUGACCUGGCUGCGGGCCCGGGGCUGCCCUGUGGACGGGCGGGUGGCGGAGGCGGCGGUGCAGGCGGGCAGGCAGGACGUGCUGGCGGCGCUGCUGGCAGAGGGCAUCAGGCCGGAUGUGGGGUGCGUUGAAGAGGCAGGACACGGCGGCCAUCUGGGCGUGAUAACCCUUCUGCACUCCCAAGGGUUACGCGUGUUCCAAGGCGAUCCGCAGGGCAUGCUGUGCAUCGCGGCGCAAGGCGGGCACCUGCCGCUGGUGGCCUGGCUGGUACAGACGUUCGGCACUGCAGGAGAUGAGGGGGAGGAGGAGCCGGCGGUUAGUCUGAGCACGUGGGUGUUUGACUCGGCAGCGCGUUCGGGCAACUUGGAGCUGCUGC
This is a messenger RNA of Astrephomene gubernaculifera, 3141 nucleotides long. NCBI's taxonomy places the organism in Eukaryota, Viridiplantae, Chlorophyta, Chlorophyceae, Chlamydomonadales, Astrephomenaceae. The record is from the annotation of a GenBank genome assembly.